AUGGCAGUCGGAAAGAUAGCACCUUUCGAUAUGGACAAAGAUUGUUGGGACUUAUACGUGGAGCGUUUGGAACAAUAUUUUAUAGCGAAUACAGUGAGUGAAUCGGUUAAAGUGGCUACUUUAAUUACGGUGGUAGGCAGGGACGCGUAUGAACUUAUGGUUAAUUUGUGUACGCCGGCCCGCCCGGCAACAAAGACUUUUGAUCAGUUGAAGGCCAUCAUGAAAUCGCACUUGCAACCUAAACCUAGUGUAUUAGCAGAAAGGUUCAAAUUCCGACAACGACGCCAAGCAAGUGAUGAAAGCAUAGCGGAGUAUGUCGCGGCGUUAAAAAAAAUGUCAAUGACUUGCAAUUUUGGCGCGGACUCAUUGCAAGACAAUUUAAGGGACCAAUUUGUUUGCGGUUUAUCGAAGGAUGUUAUACGACAGCGACUAUUCGCAGAGGAGGAAAUCACGUUCGAGAAAGCAUUCAAAUUAGCCGUAACGAUAGAUUCGGCCGAGACGGAAUCGGCGGUUAUGGAAAAGCGAGUAGACAACCAUGGAGGAAGUACGGGUGUCUACCAGGUGGCCUCGAGCUGGGGGCGAGGGAGCCACGGUAACGGUGGAGCCGCCGGGGGACGGAAGGUCACGGGGGCUACGCGAGGCGGGGCAGGCGCCGGGCGCGGCGCGAGCGGCCGCGGCGGACGACACGGGCCGGGCGCCGCGGGCGCCGGUCGGGGGCGCGGCGCGUACGGCAGCGCAGCUGGCUGCAAGACGUGCGGCGGCAGUCAUGACUCCAACACGUGCAAAUUUAAGGCGUACGUGUGUCGGGUGUGCAACCGAGAUGGACAUCUGAAGAGGAUGUGUCCGAGACUACGCGAGGAACAGCUGUUCGCGUUGUAUGACGGAGGCGCGGACGGGCAGGUGGCGUUUAAAGAAGUAUUUGAAGACGGUUUGGGGCGGUUCACGGGCGGCAAGGUCGGCUUCGCACUGCGCGAGGGGGCGCGUCCGGUGUUUCUGCGCGCGCGCCCGCUGCCGUACGCGCUGCGCGAGCCGGUGGAGCGCGCGCUCGAUCAGCUGGUGCGCGACGGCAUCAUCACGCCCGUGCCCACCUCCGACUGGGCCACGCCAGUCGUACCGGAACAAAAGAAAGCCCAGCAAAUUGCGUCCUCAGAGGUUAUCCCCAUCCGGUUAGACUCCCUCCAAUUCCGCGUCAUAACUGCCAGUACGACGGCGGGAGAACCAGAACCGGUAACAAGCAAUUCGGAGUUAAGGGCCGCGGCCGUGAAUGCUCCACCGUUGCCGGUUGCACCGGCCGCGCCCCCUACAUUGCCGGUUCCCGUGGAGGGCCCCAAACCGAUCCGCAGUAGGAAACCCGUUAAAAGGUACGGGUUCGACUUCGAUUAG
Messenger RNA from Cydia fagiglandana, 1383 nucleotides. RefSeq lists its product as uncharacterized. The transcript is spliced from 4 exons. The record is from RefSeq and is a predicted model, not a curated record. NCBI's taxonomy places the organism in Eukaryota, Metazoa, Arthropoda, Insecta, Lepidoptera, Tortricidae. The coding region runs from base 1 to 1383 and encodes 460 amino acids. Gene Ontology annotation, molecular function: zinc ion binding; nucleic acid binding.